CAGCUGUAAGGAAUGGAGUCGCAAUCGCCUGAUUCGGACGCGAGCGUGGAUGAGUCUCUCUUCGCUCUCUUGCUGGACUUGGGGAUCCCGGAGGCUGCGGCGCGGAGGGCUCUGGCGCUCACUGGGGGCCAUUCUGCUGAAGCGGCGGCGCAGCUUUACUUCAGUAGCGGUCUCGAUUCCCAGGAUGAAGAUGAGGCACAGGGCAGUGAUGUCAGUCUUCUCCCAAGCAGAUACUACAAGAUGGUCUUUGUGGUGAACAUGGAACUCUCCAUGGGGGCUGGAAAGAUCGCUGCUCAGGUGGGGCAUGCAGCAAUUGGCUUGUUCCAGCUGGUGCACGAAAAACCAAGUCAGAAGGACAUGAUCAGUCAGUGGGAUGAGCAUGGUGCAAAGAAGGUUGUACUUCAGGGAGCCAACACAGACCAGUUGCUGGAACUGCACGCACUAGCCCUGAGUCUAGAAUUGCCAACAUACCUAGUGCAAGAUGCUGGAAGGACACAGGUCCCAGCUGGGUCACAGACAGUCCUUGCCAUCAUGGGAGAAGAAGAGCUGGUGAAUCAGGUGACUGGGCAGCUAAAACUGCUGAACUGAGAUGUUUUGAAGUUUGGCUGUCUGUGGAAUCCCUGGACAGCCUGAGCUGCCUCCUCCUUUGGCAACAACUCAAGGAACACCUGAGUAGAACAGAAACCCCAAGGGGCAGCUCUCCUUUGUAAGAGGAGCUUUCUUCUAGACAAUGGAAGUGGUACAGUUCUCCUGAUCCAGAUUUUUAAUGAACUCCCAAAUGGCUCUGGGUGAAGAUGGGACGCCCUGUUCUUCACCAUUUCUAAGCCAGCUGAUCUGUGCAAGUAAUGCUUAGGCUUUUUCAGUUAAGGGGAAACUGCAAGGAUCAUCCAAGGUUGCUUUCCCCUCCUAAUGCCCUUCAAAUGUAUUUAGCAUAAUCCCAUUAACCCCAGUCAAGUAUGGUCAACCCCUAUCUUCCCCAAGUAGGAAGGUGCAUGUUACUGUAGUAUAAAUUCUCACACCAUUUGGAUAUCUUGUGCCAAGAGCAUCCCACUUUUUUUUUUCCCCCAGCAGUGUCAAAAGGAACAAAAGUGUUGCAAUUUUUGGGGAGCUUCAUCUGUGGCUUGUCUGCUAGGGCUUCUCUUCAACAGCCAUUGGAGAGCCAAAGGUUGGCUGCUCCUGUUUAGAAGGCUGUAACUUGUUUAGCUAAAAUGUAUAUUGUAAUUGGCGGUGUCCAUUUGUAUCUUAUUUUUAACCUCCACAAGUGGGUUGUUUCUUGCUUUAUGACAUCCUUUGUGUCAGCUUUCCAAAUGGCUUUGAAAAACUGGAUUGUUAAAGCAACGCUAGCCCUAUUCCAACAUUUAACAAAUAGCUAAACUAAAGAAUUGUGGUCAUCAUUGGCAAAAGUUUUGUUCAGUAACAUGAAGGUCUAGAUUUUCCCAUCUUAGAACAACUUUAAGUUUGUUUCUCUGUUCUCAAAAGACUUAAGAAAAGGCCAAGAUUAUUUAGCAGGUCUGAGAGAGUCUUUUUUUAAUAUCUUUGUUAAAUUGGUAACCAUUAUUUUUUUCUGGGUUUUUUUUUACUCUGGUCCUGUAACUCUUUGCCAAUACUAAUUUUUGCAAAGACCCCCAAGGGUGGUAAUUCUAGACUUAUGUGACUGACACUAGAAAUAACCUAGAGAAUUUCAGGAAAACCUAAAUUGCAUAGUUUAGGUUAGCUUUUAAGAAAUGGCUAAGUUGAUCAACUAGCUGGUCAAGUCUGAUAUGGUAUGUUCCAACAUAGUUACCAAAUUUUUCUCCCUGGCAGAGUUCUUUUAAGCACCUGGCAAUCUGAAAUUUAAUACUUGUCAUUUUUCCCCAAUUUGUAGAAAAACUAAAGGUUGGAUUUUUGUGUUUGUUAGAGUACUACUCUAGAUGCUACUGUCAAUACACGCUAUGCAUUUUGU
Molecule: messenger RNA, 1942 nt
Organism: Python bivittatus (Burmese python)
Lineage: Eukaryota; Metazoa; Chordata; Lepidosauria; Squamata; Pythonidae
Product: putative peptidyl-tRNA hydrolase 2
Cellular component (GO): cytosol
Molecular function (GO): peptidyl-tRNA hydrolase activity; protein binding
Source: RefSeq, a predicted model, not a curated record